AUGGAAUCAACUCCUGCGUUUUUUCGAUUUUCCGAUUUAUUGAGAAAAACUCAUACCCAAAAUGAACAAAAUGGUGCUAAAGGGAAAGGCAAGGCUGUUGUAGUAGAUCUUGCAACUAAUUUAUUGGAAAAUGUUAAUAAAGCACAAGAGGAAUUACAAUACAAUUUGAUUACAUUUCAACAAAUACUUAACCAAACUCAAGGUCACCAACAAUUUGUGGAAAAUGAGAUUAGAGAAAUUGAAUAUGGAUAUGAUAUUGAUUAUAACAAUCUCCCAAUUUCAUAUUAUUAUGAAGAUUUUCCUGAUAGUGAUUCUGAUGAUACCUGUGAAGCCUGUGAAGAAGUAGUUCAGAAUUUCUAUCCUGAAAAGUUAGAAAAUUUUGACAAGGAUUGGUUAUUAAAACAAUGUGAAUUACAUAAUUCAGCAUUUGGAGGUGCAUUAGAUCCCAUUAAAUUAUGUACCGACAUAUUUACUAUAUUAAGAUCAGACAAAGAUGGUAUGAAAAAAAAAAAUGAAGACGAUGAAAUUCAAACGGAACUUGUUGAUCUUCUUGGAUAUGAAAAUUUCGAAUUUGUCACCACUCUUGUAACAAAGCGAGCAAUAAUUGUUGAUAAUAUACAAAGUCAAUCAGAAUUUCUUCUCGAAAGUCGUGAAAAUCGUGAAAAUCGUUUGGAACUUUCAGAAAAAAAUAGUUACUCAAGUCUAGGUGAACAAAAACGACCUGAAUUUGGUUCUCAAGCUUUUAUUAAAUAUGAAGAUGAAGAAAAAGAAAAAAAAAGAUUACAAAAAGAGUACAAAAAGAAAAGAAAGCAACUUAAUACAGAGAAUCAAUCAGCAAAGAUUUUAGGAUUCGAUACUGAAAAUUUAAAUUUAAUACGAGAGCAACAAUUGCGUGAAACAAAAGAUACUUGUAUACCUCCACAGCGUACAAAAUCGUCAGAUAAAUUUAAGCACAUAUAUGGGAAUACGCAAUCCGGUAGCGUGUUAUCCAUAUUUGGAACCAAAUUCUCUUUACCGGUUGGUUCAAAAAGAGAUGAAUUUCAAGAUUAUGAGGAAAUAACUGUUCCCAUGACAAAAACAACUCCACCUAUAGAAGGAGAACAACUUAUUUAUGUGAAUGAAAUGGAUAAUCUUUGUAAGGGUACUUUUGAGGAUUAUAAAUCAUUAAAUCGAGUUCAAUCAAUCGUAUAUCCGGUUGCUUAUCAAAAAAAUGAUAACUUGUUGAUUUGUGCUCCCACUGGAGCGGGAAAAACUGAUAUAGCGUUACUCGCAAUUCUUCGUACAGUGUAUCAACAUUGUACUCCUACACCUUUGUACAAUUCUGAACCACAGAAUUUUAAUAUCAAAAAAAAUGAUUUUAAGAUUGUAUACAUUGCACCUAUGAAAGCUCUUGCCGCAGAAAUUGUUGGAAAACUUUCAAGAAGAUUGAAAUGGUUAGGAAUUCAAGUUAGAGAAUUAACAGGAGAUAUGCAAUUAACUAAGACCGAAAUUUCUGAAACACAAAUUCUUAUUACUACACCGGAAAAAUGGGAUGUUGUAACUAGAAAGAGUACAGGAGAUGUUGAAUUGACUCAGAAAGUAAAAUUAUUGAUCAUUGACGAAGUUCAUUUACUGCAUGAUGAUCGAGGCUCAGUUCUCGAAAGUCUAGUUGCUCGGACACGUCGUCAGGUCGAAACAAUACAGUCAGUAAUUCGUAUAGUAGGUCUUUCCGCUACUUUGCCAAAUUAUGUUGAUGUUGCUUUGUUUUUAGGAGUAGAUCUCAAUAAUGUAGCUGAAGGGUUAUUUUACUUUGAUGCGGGAUUUAGACCAGUACCCUUGGAACAACAUUAUAUUGGCAUUAAAGGAAAGCCUGGAUCUAUCGUUGCGAAUACCAAAUUGAAUCGCGUUUGUUGGGAGAAAGUUUUAGAAGUCGUCAAAAAAGGAUGUCAAGUAAUGGUAUUCGUUCACGCACGCAAAGAAACUGUUAAGACCGCCAAAGCUUUAAUUGAAUUGGUGAAAGAGGAAGAAUGUGGAGAGUUAUUUGAUGUUUUAACGCAUCCUCAAUAUGAAUCAAAAAUAAGAGAAGUUUCGAAAUCACGAAAUAAUGAAUUAAAAGAACUCUUUAAAUAUUCUUUUGGAAUUCAUCAUGCUGGAAUGGCAAGACCUGAUAGAUCAAUGACCGAACGUUUAUUUGAAAGUGGUUUAAUAAAGGUCUUAUGUUGUACGGCCACUUUAGCAUGGGGUGUCAACUUACCAGCCCACGCCGUAAUUAUCAAAGGCACACAAGUUUAUGACACACAAAAGGGAAAAUUCGUUGACAUAUCGAUUCUUGAUGUUAUGCAAAUUUUCGGUAGAGCAGGUCGCCCUUCGAAAGAAACUCAUGGUGUUGGAUAUAUUUUGGCUUCUCAUGACAAACUAUCUCAUUAUGUAUCAGCUAUGACUCAACAACAUCCCAUAGAAUCAAAAUUUGCUGAAAAUAUAGUUGAUAAUUUAAAUGCGGAAAUUUCAUUAGGCACCGUUUCUUCCAUUGAUGAAGGUGUCUCGUGGUUAGGAUAUACAUAUCUUUUUGUACGCAUGAAAAAAGAACCAUUUGUUUAUGGGAUGUCUCGCGAUGAUCUUAGUAAUGAUCCGGAAUUGGUAUUUCGUCGUCGAGAUUUAAUCAUGAUAGCAGCUAGAAAACUUGCAAAUAAUAAAAUGAUUUCAAUUGAAGAUGAUCAUUAUUUUACAUCUACAAAUUCUGGACGUAUAGCUUCAAAUUAUUAUAUAAAAUAUACGAGUAUAGAAAUUUUCAAUGCGAAUUUGAAAGAUAUGAUGACAGAAGGGGAUAUCUUAACAUUGAUUAGCAAAAGUAGUGAAUUUAAUGAUCUCAAAUCUAGGGAAGAAGAAUCAAAAGAAUUAACGAAUUUAAAGAGUUCUCAUUGCCAUUGUAAUAUGAAGUCCACUCCUGAUUCAACUGAAGGAAAAGUAAAUAUUCUUUUACAAGCGUACCUUUCAAGGGCUAGAAUUGAAGAUUUUGCGUUAGUAUCAGAUUCUGCAUACGUUGCACAAAACGCAACUCGAAUUGCUCGAGCAUUAUUUGAAUUGGCUCUAGAUCGUAACUUGAGUCAUGCAACAUCAAAAUUGUUAGAAAUAUGUAAAUGUAUUGACAAGAGAAUGUGGAUGUUUGAAACUCCCUUAAGUCAAUUUGGUUUGCCCCCUGAGAUCAUAAUGAAUCUUCAAGAAAAGUCACCUAAUAUCGAGUGGAUGAGAGAUAUGCAAUCCGCUGAGUUAGGAGAAUUAGUUCAUAAUAAAAGUAUGGGAUCAACAAUUUCUAGAAUAGUAGAACGAUUUCCGUUACUUAAACUUGAUGCACAAAUUUUCCCCAUUACAAGAAGUAUCUUACGUGUAACACUUUACGUAACACCAGAUUUUGUCUGGCAGGAUAGUAUUCAUGGUUCAGUAGAACCUUGGUGGAUAUUGAUUGAUGAUAAUGAAAAUCCGGAACUUUAUCAUUCCGAGUAUUUCAUUUUGAGAAAAAAACAUUUGGGGGAAACUCAAAAACUUGGUUUUACCAUUGCUGUCCAAGAACCAUUACCAUCUCAAAUAUAUAUUAAAGUUGUAUCUGAUAGAUGGAUUGGUGCAGGAAAUACUCAUCCGGUUUCUUUAAAUAAUAUAGUCUUACCCGAACAUUACAAUGAACAUACUGAAUUAUUGGAUUUAAAACCAAUUCCUGUAUCAAGACUUAAAGAUAAAGUUCUAGAAGAGAUCUGUGCCAAACGAUUUUCUCAUUUUAAUCCAGUACAAACUCAAGUAUUUGAUACUCUUUACAAUUCAUCGAGUAACGCAUUGAUUGGUGCUCCGACAGGUUCUGGUAAAACUGUGAUCGCUGAACUUGCCAUGUGGUGGGCUUUUCGUGAAUUUCCAAAAUCUAAAGUUGUAUAUAUAGCACCAUUGAAAGCUCUCGUGAGAGAACGUGUUGAUGAUUGGAAUUCAAGGUUAACUGAACCAAUGCAAAGAAGAUUGGUGGAGUUAACUGGUGAUGUUACUCCUGACUUGAGAUCAAUUGAAAAUGCUGACAUUAUUAUUACUACUCCCGAAAAAUGGGAUGGUAUUAGUCGUAGUUGGCAACAUAGAAAUUAUGUUAAAUUAGUAUCUCUCGUUAUAAUAGAUGAAAUUCAUUUAUUAGGUGGGGAUCGUGGUCCUACAAUAGAAGCCAUAGUUUCAAGAAUGAAUUAUAUUGGAUCACAAACUGAUAAGAAUAUUCGAAUUGUUGGAUUAUCAACUGCUCUCGCUAAUGCUCAAGAUUUAGCUGAAUGGUUAAAUAUUGAUAAAGACGGACUUUUUAACUUUCGUCAUUCGGUUCGUCCUGUCCCUUUGGAUAUUCAUAUUGAAGGAUUUUCGGGAAAACAUUAUUGUCCUCGUAUGGCAACUAUGAAUAAACCAGCUUUUUCUGCAAUCAUGAGACAUUCUCCUUCAAAACCUGUCAUUGUAUUCGUAUCAUCUCGUCGUCAAACAAGAUUAACGGCACAAGAUUUAAUUACAUAUUGUUGCAUGACAGAAAAUCCGUAUCAUUUCCUGAGGAUGCCUGAAGAAGAAUUACAAAUGCUUUUAACUCAGAUAAAGGAUAGCAGUAUGAAAAUGUCACUCACUUUUGGAAUUGGUUUACAUCAUGCUGGAUUAACCGAAAGUGAUAGAAAAAUUGUGGAAGAACUUUUUUUACAUCAAAAGAUUCAAGUACUUGUUGCAACUAGUACUUUAGCCUGGGGUGUUAAUUUGCCAGCUCAUCUUGUUGUUAUUAAAGGUACCGAAUUUUAUGAUGCAAAAUCUAAAGGAUUCGUUGACUUUCCCUUAACUGAUAUAUUACAAAUGAUGGGAAGAGCAGGUCGUCCACAAUUCGAUACAAGUGGAGUUGCAUGUAUAUUUGUUCAAGAAUCAAAACAGAAUUUCUACAAGAAAUUUUUAUUCGAACCAUUUCCCGUUGAAUCUAGUUUCCAUAUGCAAUUAGAAAAUCAUUUGAAUGCGGAAAUUGUUGCAGAAACUAUUAAAUCAAAAAAAGAUGCAAAGAAUUAUCUUAUUUAUACUUUUCUCUAUCGAAGACUACAAAAGAAUCCUACCUAUUAUGGGACAGAAGAUUAUUCUCCGGAAGCUAAGGAUAAAUUUUUAUCCCAAUUGCUUGAUAAGUCAAUUAACGAACUUCAAAUAUCAGGAUGUAUUGAUACCGAUGAUAAUGAUUGUAUACCAACUUCUUUCGGAAAAAUUGCCUCUGUUUAUUAUCUCUCACAUAAGACUAUCAGAAUAUUUCGUAAUCAGAUUCAUGUUAAUUCUUCGAUUCAAGAUCUUUUGAUUACUCUUUGCGACGCUGAAGAAUAUUCAGAACUUCCCGUUCGCCAUAACGAGGAUUUAAUAAAUAUUGAUUUAGAGAAGAUGCUAAAAUGGCCAGUUCAAAAUCAUCUUCCAUAUGAUAACCCACAUGUAAAAGCGUUUUUGUUACUUCAGGCACGCCUUGGACGUAUUAAAUUGCCCAUCGCUGAUUAUGUAACUGACACAAUGUCAGUAUUAGAUCAAGCAAUUCGAAUUUUACAAGCUAUGAUUGAAUUCACGGUUGAACAAAAAAUGUUGACAACUUCCCUAAAUAUAAUGUCUUUAGUACAAUGUAUUAAACAAGCUCGUUAUCCCAAUGAUUCUUCAUUAACAAUUCUUCCUGGAAUCGAUACAAGUAUGGUUGAUUCGAUCUCAAAUAAGGGACAAAUAAUUAGAUGUAUAGGCGAUUUAUUAGAUUUAUCUGAAAAAGAAUUAAAAGAUAUUUUUAAGAAUGUCAAAAAUAUUCUUGAAUCAGAAAUAAAACAGAUUUGUCAAAUUAUUUCCAAUAUUCCAUCAAUAUACGUUUAUUAUAAUCAAGCUGAUACAACCAAAAAUUCAUUUAUAACUAAACAAGAAUGUAAUUUUGAAAUUGUGUUAGAAAGAAAAAACAUGCCAUCAAAUUAUGAUGGGCGAAUUUAUACACCAAAAUUUCCCAAGGUUCAAUAUGAAUCAUGGUGGCUUAUAUUGGGUGAUGUUAAUACAGAUAAUCUAAUUGAUAUGAAAAGAAUAAAUAUUCGUACGGGACCAAAAGAAGAAAUAACACAAAAAAUUACUAAUAUAUUAAAAUCCGUUGCUCCAGAAAAAGAAGGCAAAUAUAAAUAUGAUGUUUUUCUUAUUAGUGAUGGGUAUAUGGGAAUAGAUCAACAAUAUGAUAUAGAAUUUGUUGUUGAAAAUUUGAAUUAA
Molecule: messenger RNA, 6222 nt
Organism: Diversispora eburnea
Lineage: Eukaryota; Fungi; Glomeromycota; Glomeromycetes; Diversisporales; Diversisporaceae
Source: the annotation of a GenBank genome assembly